AUGUUCGCCUGUUUCUUGUUAGGCAGUGUUGUGGCCUAUAACCUAGUCAUGGUUAUUUAUCGUCUUUAUUUUCACAAACUCAGUAGGUUCCCAGGGCCUCGCCUUGCUGCCGCUACAGGGUUGUAUGAGGUUUACUUUUCUACCUGGGGUCCUGGCAUUUUUGAGUAUGAGAUUGACAAUAUGCACCGAAAGUUUGGUCCGGUUGUUCGUAUUACUCCCGAGGAGGUCCACAUCCAAGAGCCGUUCGGGACAUCCAGCAAUUCUGACGGCUGGAUCAAAGGUACCCAGGAACUGGGAUCUGGCUAUUACCAAGGACGCAGCAACCAUGGUUUCCAGUACAAGAGACCGUCAAUCUCCCGAAUACGAUCUCUGCUCCGGGUGGAAGUCAAUCAUAUUAUCAACGCCUUCAUCGAGAAACAUCAAGUGCAUAGAAUGUUUAGCUCAAGGCCUCGACUAUUUCUCGUCUCCACUUGGAGCGAGAAGAAAGUUCAGCCAGUUGGAGAAAGUGAAAUUGAAGGAGAUGCUCGUUCUUCGCAAUCUAAGUUUAUCCCAACACUUUGA
Penicillium samsonianum is the source of this 561-nucleotide messenger RNA. RefSeq lists its product as uncharacterized. Bases 1 to 561 code for a protein of 186 amino acids. The record is from RefSeq and is a predicted model, not a curated record. Lineage: Eukaryota; Fungi; Ascomycota; Eurotiomycetes; Eurotiales; Aspergillaceae. The transcript has 2 exons.